Messenger RNA from Fraxinus pennsylvanica, 984 nucleotides. NCBI's taxonomy places the organism in Eukaryota, Viridiplantae, Streptophyta, Magnoliopsida, Lamiales, Oleaceae. The record is from the annotation of a GenBank genome assembly.
AUGUCAUCAUCUGGAUUAACUUGUAGCCCCUUGAGAUGUAGCCUUCAAUUACCUGCAAGAGAUGCGGGGUCAAGUAAUGACCGAGUUACUUCUUUUCUUAAUAUUAGGAGAUCUAAGGAUUUGCUUUGUUUACACGGACAAAGUUCGGCUGGUUCGACUCAGCAACGUAUAUGGAGUACUCCUUCGCUCAAAUGCGCAAUGGAUGCGUCCUAUAGUGAUGCUACAAAUGAGUCAGCUGGUUCGGCGAUAUUUCCGAGAAUCAAUGUAAGGGAUCCAUAUAAGCGACUUGGAAUUAGUAGGGAAGCUUCUGAAGAUGAAAUUCAAGCAGCCAGGAAUUUUCUAAUACGAACAUACGGAGGGCACAAACCAAGUGUGGAUGCCAUUGAAUCAGCACAUGAUAAAAUAAUAAUGCAAAAGUUCUACGAAAGGAAGAACCCUAAAAUCAACAUCAAGAAAAAGGUCAGGGAAGUAACCCAGUCUCCUGUUGUGCAGGCUGUUGUGAGCAGGUUCAGAACUCCAUCAAGGAAUCUCAUCAUAAAAACUUCCAUUGCAUUUAUGGUGCUCGGAGUGCUCACGGUACUCCUUCCAACUGAAGAAGGCCCUACCCUUCAAGUUGCCAUUUCUUUAUUAGUUACCAUGUAUUUCAUCUAUGAUCGGCUGAAGAGCAAACUCCGAGGUUUUCUUUAUGGGGCUGGGACUUUCGUCAUCUCUUGGCUUCUAGGAACAUUUUUGAUGGUCUCUGUGAUGCCACCCAUUCUCAAAGGACCAAGAAGAGUAGAAAUAGGAUCAGAGGUGGAUGUUGGAACAAUAGGUUCAACAGGAAGGACAGGAGAAGAUGAUGGAAGUGAGGUAGUAGUCAAAACAUCUUGUGGUAAGGACAAUGAAGACGAUGAUGCACUUCGAAAACCAGAACUAGUCCUUUCUUUGCUAUUAUCAGUUCUAAAGGCAAAAGCAGCUCCUCCAUCUGAAGAACAUCAGUUGUAG